AUGACGGUCACCUACACCACUCGUCGCUCCCUCUCCGCGAAGGCCCCCCGCUGCCUGCACAUCGACAACAUCAACCCUCAGGUCAAGGAGGCCAAGUAUGCCGUCCGUGGUGAGCUGGCCGUCAAGGCCGAGCAGUACCGCGUGAGACUCGCCCAGGGAGACAAGUCUCUGCCCUUCGACAGCGUCAUCUUCGCCAACAUCGGAAACCCUCAGCAGCUGGACCAGAAGCCCAUCACCUUCUUCCGUCAAGUCCUCAGUCUUCUCGAGAACCCUGAGCUGUUGCAGAACCCCGACGCCCUCCGCACAACCUUCGGGUACCAACAAGAUGUUUUCGACCGCGCAAAGACUCUUCUGGCCGACGUUCAGAGCGUCGGCGCCUACAGUCACAGCCAGGGUGCCCCCGUCAUCCGCCAGAGUGUUGCCAACUUCAUCGAGGAGCGUGAUGGCUACGCCGCCAACCCUCAGGACCUGUUCCUGUGCGCCGGUGCCUCGUCCGGUGUGAACACCCUCCUGAGCGUCAUCUGCGAUGGCCCCGACGCUGGCGUGCUCGUCCCUAUUCCCCAAUACCCCCUGUACACUGCCACCCUCGCCCUCCUCAACGCUCAAUGCGUCCCCUACCACCUCGAGGAACAGAGGGCCUGGGGUACCGACGUGAACGCCAUUCGCACCUCGCUGUCGCAGGCUCGCUCGGCUGGCACUGACGUCCGCGCCAUUGUGGUCAUCAACCCGGGUAACCCCACGGGUGCCUCCCUUAGCCCCGCGGACAUCAAGAGCGUGAUCGACCUCGCCGCCGAGGAGAAGCUGGUCGUCCUCGCCGAUGAGGUCUACCAGACCAACGUCUUCGAGGGCGAGUUCACUUCGUUCAAGAAGCGCCUGCGUCAACUGCAGGACGAGUUCCCCGGCAAGUACGACGACGUUGAAUUGGCCUCCCUGCACAGUGUGUCCAAGGGUAUGGUCGGCGAGUGCGGUCAGCGCGGUGGAUACUUCGAGCUGGUGGGAUUCGACCCCGAGGUUGCGGCGCAGAUCUACAAGCUCGUUAGCAUUGGCCUGUGCCCUCCCGUCAUCGGUCAGUGUCUGCUCGAGCUCAUGGUGAACCCCCCUAAGGAGGGUGAGCCCAGCUAUGAGCUCUACCAGAAGGAAUACAACGGCAUUCGUCAGGGUCUGCACAAGCGCGCUCUCGCGCUGUAUGAUGCCUUCCGUCAGAUGGAGGGAGUUGAGUGCCAGGAGCCUCAGGGUGCCAUGUACCUCUUCCCCACGAUCACCCUCCCGCCCAAGGCGGUCGAGGCCGCCAAGGCCGAGAACCGCGCCGCUGACGAGUUCUACUGCCUCCGUCUCCUGGACGCCACGGGUGUCUGUGUCGUGCCGGGCUCUGGCUUCGGUCAGAAGGAGAACACGCUGCACUUCCGUACGACCUUCCUGGCCCCUGGAACCGACUGGGUGGAGCGCAUCGUCAAGUUCCACUCCGAGUUCAUGGCCAAGUACAAAUAA
This is a messenger RNA of Aspergillus terreus NIH2624, 1488 nucleotides long. Its product is annotated as putative alanine aminotransferase. Gene Ontology annotation, biological process: biosynthetic process. The coding region runs from base 1 to 1488 and encodes 495 amino acids. Gene Ontology annotation, molecular function: L-alanine:2-oxoglutarate transaminase activity; pyridoxal phosphate binding. Lineage: Eukaryota; Fungi; Ascomycota; Eurotiomycetes; Eurotiales; Aspergillaceae. The record is from RefSeq and is a predicted model, not a curated record. The transcript has 2 exons.